Sceloporus undulatus (fence lizard) is the source of this 579-nucleotide messenger RNA. It is a transcript of the gene PGBDF, whose product is annotated as chromosome 11 C17orf50 homolog. The record is from RefSeq and is a predicted model, not a curated record. NCBI's taxonomy places the organism in Eukaryota, Metazoa, Chordata, Lepidosauria, Squamata, Phrynosomatidae. The coding region runs from base 1 to 579 and encodes 192 amino acids. The transcript has 3 exons.
AUGUCCCAAAGCAGACAAGAAGAGGAAGAGUCGGAAGCGGAGGAGGAAUGCCACCUGGAAACCCAAGAGGAGGAGAAAGCACUGGAAGCCCAUGGAGAAGAGUCCAUUUCUGGUGCGUUGGCCAGUCCUGCCCAGGAUUCGAACGCAGAGCAGGCACCGAAGCAAGAGAGCUGGCUCUGGAACUGGUUCCCUUUCCCUCUCCUCUCUGGACUGACCUGGCUGGGAGACAGGAGUAAGCUUCCUCAGGAGCCGGUCUGCUGCCAGCUAGAGAGAAAGAAGGCCUCCUCCGGCCGGAUGUGUCCCGAGUGCGAGGUCACCUUCUGCAAAAAGUGCCAGACGCUGCAUUACAGCCAGGGCUUCAUCAAACACGGACUCUUGGGCCACCGGGCAGACAUCCAGCCGGAGCUUUUCAGCCCAGCGGUCAGCGCAGCUCUGCCAAGGCGACUGGAGAGUUGCGUCUACCCAAAGUCAGGCAUCGGGAGCCAUUCUGCGCACCUCUUGUUCCAUAGAGGCAACAUCGCCUGCUGGACAGUAAUCCGAGAUCCUGAGACGGAAGUUCAAGUCGAUGGCCAGGCUUAG